AUUUAAUUUCAAUAACUAAAUUACUGAACACUAGUAUAACACGUAAAAAUAUAUCUUUAUAUAUAUACCUAUAUAUUAUAAUUAUAUUUUCAUUUUGUAACUGUAAUCUCGGUAUACGGUCACUAAGUCAUGGCGGAACAACCAACUUUAGUUUUACGUAAAAAGAAGAAGACACAUACCUACUUGAAAGUGUCGAAGGAUGAAGUUGAAACCGAACAACCCAAAGACGUUGACAGCCUUUUACGCGCACAAAAAAGUGACGUCUCYUUGCCAGAAAGUAUUGCAUCAAAAGCCGCGCGAUCAUUUACCGCAGAAGAAAGCCGUCAGUCGGACAUUAUGUCGCGAAUAUUUGAUGACUCAUCAUUGUAUGAGAGCGAUUAUUCAACUACCGAGACGGACGAGAGUGCAUCGCAUCACGGGCUUCCAGUAAUGGAGAGCAUGUAUGUUGACUUACUACAAGUUUAUGGAGGUAUACCAGAUCUCGACGAAGUCUCCGAAGAUAUAGACUCUCGAAAAAGUGUUCGAACUACGGUCGAAAUCGAACCGGAGCCUAUGGACGAAGGAAUAUUUGUGGAUCCACUAACUGGUGAGACUUUAAUUGAGCGAAAAAAGCCGCCCACUCCAACUGUCGAUAGCGAAGUUGGCGAAAUGGGAGAUGAAGAAGAAGAAGAGGAAACUGAGACGGUGGAAUUGCAAGCGGACAUAUCGAUGUCUGAAGAUAGUGAGAUACUACAAUUAUUGGAACUCGAAAAAAUGGAAACGGAAGUAGUAGCCAAAGAUGAGCUUAAAGCUGAUUCUUUAGAAGAUUUUUUAACGAGACUAAAGGUGACUAUAGUGGAGAAACCAAAUUUUAUGCAGCUUAAAGCAGAAAAGCUCGAACGUGAGAGAAUAUUGAAAAUAAUGAUGGCGGAAGCUGAAAAAUUCCUAAAUACCUUAAUCGGAGAGGUUGUAGAUGUCGUCGAAUAUAAACAACCUAUGGAAAUAUUACGUAAUAAUUUAGAUAAACAUGCUGUAAUGGAUGAAAUCUUAGAGAAGGUGAACGAAUUGGAAGUAGAACGUACCAUACGAGCCGUCCUCAAUCGCAGAGCUAUCGAAUUCUACAAACGUAAAAGAUUAUAUCACGCCAUUACAGACGAUUUACCCGAUCAGGUUAUGGAGUAUAGAGAAAAGCUCAAUUAUGCUACGAAGCAGUUGGAUCGGGCACUCGGAAUGGAAUAYGCGAUGAAAAUGAAAUGGGAACACGAACAAAGCCAAUUAAAUGCAAAGCUCACGCAGAUGCAGGAAAGUGCACAAGAGAAAGAGGACGAGUUUAAAGCAUUGGUACUCCAGUCGCUUGUAAAAGACAAACGAAAUUCCGAACCAAUUAUUACAAAUAUUUUGAACGAAAUGUUUACAACAUAUAAUGAAGUGUGCAAAACGUAUCUCGAUCUCAUUCAAAUACAACACACGAAAGCAGAACUUCAGAAGAAAGACGACUAUAUAGAAUACGGCAAGGGAUUGAAACAAUAUGUGAUCUUACAAACGGAAACAAAAGACUUGCACAAAAAAGUUGAAGAUCGCAGCGUGGAAUUGGGCUAUGUUCGUGCGCGUUGCAAUCGYGAUAUUCAUGCGCUCUCGAAUAUAAAAGUUAAAAGCGAUAUUGCGCGCAUUAUAAACGGCAUGAAAAAGAAGACGCUAGCCUGCUUGCUGGAGGAUAAGAAAGAAUCUCGCGAGAGAUUAGUGCAUUUGAAGGAAGAACGCUUAGGUUUACAGCGACAAAUACGGGAAUUGACAUUUCAAACUGGUUUGUCCAGUAAACCGGUGCUGUUAAAAGAUUACGAUUCYACCGUUGAACAAACUGAGGUGUUGGCUAAAAAUAUUGCAGCGUUACGUAAGCAGAAAAAAGAUCUAUUGGAUAAAAUAGCUAAAAUUGAAACAAAAUGUAAAGCAAGGGAAGCACACGAGUAA
Messenger RNA from Bactrocera latifrons, 1947 nucleotides. RefSeq lists its product as uncharacterized. The transcript is spliced from 4 exons. The record is from RefSeq and is a predicted model, not a curated record. Lineage: Eukaryota; Metazoa; Arthropoda; Insecta; Diptera; Tephritidae. Bases 130 to 1947 code for a protein of 605 amino acids.